Messenger RNA from Panicum hallii, 3676 nucleotides. RefSeq names its product probable RNA-dependent RNA polymerase 2. The coding region runs from base 50 to 3451 and encodes 1133 amino acids. The transcript has 4 exons. Gene Ontology annotation, cellular component: nuclear RNA-directed RNA polymerase complex. Lineage: Eukaryota; Viridiplantae; Streptophyta; Magnoliopsida; Poales; Poaceae. Gene Ontology annotation, biological process: siRNA processing. The record is from RefSeq and is a predicted model, not a curated record. Gene Ontology annotation, molecular function: RNA binding; RNA-directed RNA polymerase activity.
CCCGGCCGUGACAUCGCCGGAAUCCCGGCCCUCACUGACCCCCGCCGCUAUGUCUACGUUAGUGGCGGCGGCGGCGGCUCCCGCGCCGGGCGCCACGGCCACGGUGCGGGUAUCCAACAUCCCGCCCUCGGCCAUCGCCGCCGAGCUCCUUGCCUUCUUCGACUCCGCUGUCGCCACCGGCGCGGCAUUCGCAUGCGAGAUCGCCGCCGCCCACCGCGGCUGGCUCAGCCGCGGCCACGGCUCCGUCCAAUUCGAAUCCGCCGCCGCAGCCACCCGUGCAAUCGACCUCGCGUCCUCCGGCGGCCUUCCUCCCUUCCUCGGCUCCCACCUCUCUGUCUCCCCCGCCCACGUCGACCUCCUGCCCCGCGCGCCCGAUUUCGCCCUCCGCGCCCUCGGCUCGAGCCUCGUUAUAGGCAACCGCGUAGCCGAGCGCGAGCUGGAGGUGGCCUACACCUGGGACGGCGUGCGCGCCGAGGUCAUCCCAGGGAAGCGGCGCGUGGACCUGUACCUGAAACAUGAUUCCCGGAGCUACAAGCUUGAGGUUCUCUUCGAGGACAUCAGGGAGUGCUUCGGGUGCAGCUUUGAUGGGGCGGGCGCUAUCUUGCUGCUGCUGACUUAUGCACCAAGAAUCCACACCACAAUUUCUGGGUCUACAAUUAAAUCAAGGUUCACAGAUGAGCGUUUUCAUGCAUGCAAGGAGGAUGCCAAGUUUGCAUGGGUCAGAGCACUAGAUUUUACACCUAAUAGCUCUUUUGGGGAGUGUUCCACACUUGUGUUGAAACUGAGCAAAGCUGCACCAGUGUCUGAUAUUCUUGAAAGUUUACCCUUCUCAGGAGAAUUAGGGGAACUGACCAUUUCUUCGAUGGAUAUGUUUGGUUCCUCCUCCAAAGUAGUUCCUCUUGUUGAUUGCCCAAGUGGCUUUUCAGUACCUUACGAAGUUCUUUUUCGUCUGAACUCUCUUGUUCACAUGGGGAAGUUAGUGGCCAGGCAUGUAAAUGCUGAUCUGUUUAAGGUCCUCGAAGAUCUACCAAUUGAUACUUUGAGGAGGAUAUUUGAGAAAAUGAGCAAAUUAAACUCUACCUGCUUUGAACCUUUGGAAUUCAUCAGACAUGAGGCUCAUAGCAUGAAGAUUAGUAAGAAAACCUUGCUGUCCAAGAAGGGUGAAGGUGAAGGAAAAUUGAUGAGAUGUUACAGAAUUCACAUCACACCAUCAAAAAUAUACUGUUUGGGGCCUGAGGAAGAAGUUUCAAAUUAUGUGGUUAAGUACCAUUCUGAGUAUGCUUCUGACUUUGCUAGAGUUACGUUCGUUGAUGAAGAUUGGAGUAAGCUUUCUCCCAAUGCAUUGUCAGCUAGAAUUGAACAAGGUUUCUUUUCUACACCCUUGAAAACUGGCUUGUACCAUCGAAUUCUCUCCAUUCUAAAAGAAGGAUUUCGCAUUGGCCCAAAGAAGUAUGAAUUUUUGGCCUUCUCAGCAAGUCAACUUCGUGGUAAUUCUGUUUGGAUGUUUGCUUCAAAUAAUUCUUUGAGCGCUGAGAGUAUAAGAAGGUGGAUGGGCCACUUCAAAGAUAUCCGUUCAGUCUCCAAAUGUGCAGCUCGAAUGGGUCAGCUGUUCAGCUCCUCCAGGCAGACAUUUGAAGUCUCAUCGUACGAUGUAGAAGUAAUUCCAGAUAUUGAAAUCACAACUGAUGGCACUAAGCACAUAUUUUCAGAUGGUAUUGGGAAGAUUUCUUCGAGAUUUGCCAGACAAAUUGCCAAAACAAUUGGAUUAGACCCUAAUAACCCUCCUUCUGCUUUUCAAAUACGGUAUGGUGGCUAUAAAGGAGUCAUUGCUGUUGACCCUACUUCCUUUUUCAAUCUUUCUCUGCGACCUAGUAUGAAGAAGUUUGAAUCAAAAAGCACUAUGCUGAACAUUACAAAUUGGAGCAAGUCUCAGCCAUGCUACGUGAAUCGUGAAAUUAUCUCUCUUCUUUCAACAUUGGGUAUAAAGGAUGAAGCAUUUUUGACAAUGCAACAAGAUGACAUGCACGAAUCAGAUGAAAUGCUAACAAACAAAGAAGUGGCUUUGUCUGUCCUAGGGAAAAUUAGUGGUGCAGAUACCAAGACAGCAGCUGAGAUGCUGCUGCAAGGCUAUGAACCAAGUUUGGAGCCCUACCUUUCAAUGAUUCUCAAAGCUCAUCGGGCUAAUAGGCUGACCGAUAUAAGAACCAGGUGUAAGAUUCAUGUCCAGAAAGGCCGUGUUCUUAUUGGUUGUUUGGAUGAAACAGGCAAAUUAGACUAUGGCCAAGUUUACAUCAGAAUUACAAAGAAUCGCAAGGAGCAAAAGUACAGUGAGCAGCCAUUCUUUUGUAACGAUGAUGGCAAGACAGCAGUAAUUGUUGGAAAAGUUGCAAUCUCUAAAAACCCAUGUCUCCAUCCUGGUGAUGUCAGAGUACUUGAAGCUAUAUAUGACCCUGGAUUGGAUGCUAGGGGCCUUAUUGAUUGUGUUGUAUUUCCUCAGAGAGGGGAAAGGCCUCAUCCAAAUGAAUGCUCGGGUGGUGAUUUGGAUGGCGAUCUCUUCUUUAUUACUUGGGAUGACAAACUGAUUCCAGAGAAGGUAGAUGCACCUAUGGACUAUACUGCAACAAGGCCACGCAUAAUGGACCAUGUUGUUACACUUGAGGAAAUCCAGAAGCACUUCGUCAGUUACAUGAUAAAUGAUGCCCUGGGUGUUAUCUCCACUGCCCACUUGAUCCACGCAGACCGUGAUCCGCUGAAAGCUCGCAGCCCCGAGUGCCUCCAGCUGGCCGCUCUGCACUCCAUGGCGGUCGACUUUGCCAAGUCGGGUGCUCCAGCCGAGAUGCCCCGGGCGCUGAGGCCCCGGGAGUUCCCUGACUUCUUGGAACGCUGGGAGAAGCCAAUGUACAUCUCCAACGGCGUCCUCGGCAAGCUCUACCGUGCAGCCCUGCGCCACGCGGAGAACGCGGAGGCCCUUUUGCCUGAGGCCCCGCCCAGCUGCGCGUACGACCCGGACCUCGAGUGCCCCGGGUUCCACGACUUCCUGGACGCCGCGGAGGAGCACUACGAGGCGUACGCCGAGAGGCUGGGCACCCUGAUGACCUACUACUCGGCGGAGCGCGAGGACGAGAUCCUGACGGGCAACAUCCGGAUCAAGCUCGUGUACCUGCGGCGCGACAACAAGCGCUACUUCGAGAUGAAGGACCGGAUCAUCGCCGCCGUCGACGCGCUGCACGCGGAGGUGAGGGGGUGGCUCAGGGCGCACAGGGACGAGGAGGCGUCGAAGCUGGCGUCGGCGUGGUACCACGUGACGUACCACCCGGGCCGCCGCGGCGAGAAGCGGUUCUGGAGCUUCCCCUGGAUCGCUUGCGACACCCUGCUGGCGAUCAAGGCGGCCAGGAGGUGCCGCAAGCGGGUGGAAGACGCCGCCGCCGUGCCGAUGGACUGCGACGCCUAGAGGGAAGGGCCGCUGCGCGCUGCGCCGGUGAAGUGAAAUUGCGAUGUGAGUGGUUAACUGGACUCUGACCGUAAGCUAAUAAGAUGGACUGCCUUGUGUUGUAAAAAAAAUGUCGAGUGCAAGAUUGUAAAAAUGCUCUGGGGAAUCCAUGAUGUGUCAUCCUAUUAGGUUUCACUUUAAUAUUUACCUGUGGGUGAAUAUAAAAAUGCUCCUACCGUCUUGUUA